AUGGCUGAAUCCAGGAGGGUCCAGCUGACCGCUCUGAGCCAGGAUGUACCUCCAUCCUCGGACAGUUCGGCUCCGGUGCACCUGUGUCCCUCCAGGGCUCUGCAGGGGGAAGAGAAGCGCUCAGACCGGCCUGCUGAGUCCAACACGGUCCGCCUUGUCCUCAACCUGUUUGAUCCAGACGAGAAGAGCUUUCCAGAGUUCAGCUACAGUCAGCUCAUUGAUGCCAAGGGUGGCAAGCCUAAGAAGAAAAAGGACCGCAUUCAGGACUUAAUCGAUAUUGGAUUUGGUUAUGAUGAAGAGGAUUCUUUCAUCGACAACUCUGAGGCUUAUGAUGAGUUUGUGCCGGCCUCCAUCACAACCAAAUUUGGAGGAUUUUAUGUGAAUUCAGGCGUGCUGCAGUUCCGUCAGGCUUCUGACACUGAAACUGAUGACCUCACAGCAGAGGAGAGAACACGUGUUCUCACAAAAGUAAGUGGUUAUGAUGUGUUUUUCUUCAGCGCUAUGUCCACAAUUGGGCGUGAUAAUGACAUGAAGAUCAAAAAGAAGAAAAAGGCUAAGACACUGAGCGUCACCAGCAUGCUGAAAAAGUUUCAAAAACAAAAGGAAAGAGAACGACAGCAGAUGGAGAAAGCAAAUCAGAAGACAUGUGGGAUGAUGGGUGUAACCAGCAUCCCCGUGUUCCCGGCAGAUGCAGCGGGUGAGGGAGGUGGAGGCUCAGGACAGACCGACCCUCUCCUCAGUUUGAUUGGUUCAACCAAUGACCACACUCUCAUCCAAGCCGCCAGCACAUUGGAUUUUGACAUUGAUUUGGACUCUUUAUUAGAUGUGAGUGAAGAAACUGCAUCACCACAAUUGCUUUCUCAGCCUGCCACUGAAGCACAGUUAAUCCAGACCAAAACAGAUGAUCUGCUCAACGCUAUUUCUGAUGCUAAAACCCAGACUUUAAACACAAACUCUCAGUUGAAGCCUCUUCCAGAGCAAGUCCAUCUUCUGUCAGAAGUCAGUUCUGCAUCACCACACCAGUGUGUCCCCCUGCCGGAGGGACUCCCUGCAGGACUAGAAGAAAGUAUUAGAAAACUCACAAUGGCUGCCAAGACAUCAGAGGGAGAGUCAAAACUCAAGUUCUUCAACCCAGAUAUCAACUCGAUUCUCCUAGAAAUUGAGUUGCAGUGUCGGGAGCAGGGCGGUCAGCUGCGCUCCAGAGUGUACACACACCUGUCGUCCUUCCUGCCCUGCAGCAGAGAUGCACUCCUCAAACGCGUGAAGAGACUGUUCAUCGCGCACGCGGAGCCCCCUGGUGCGGAAGAUCCAGUGCAGAAACUGAACGAGGCCAUUAGAAGAUCUAUGCCUGAGCAGAUUGCUUGUUUCCAUGAAAACUACCAAGCGUAUGAACAAACCAAGACUGCGAAGACAACAGAAGAGGACAAUGUGGAGGAGAAAAGCGGGAAAAGAGGUCCCAGGAAGUUGUUCAAAUGGAAUGAGGAUAUCAGCUUUGCUGGUUUAUGA
Acanthochromis polyacanthus (spiny chromis) is the source of this 1506-nucleotide messenger RNA. It is a transcript of the gene ubn1, whose product is annotated as ubinuclein 1. Bases 1 to 1506 code for a protein of 501 amino acids. The record is from RefSeq and is a predicted model, not a curated record. The transcript is spliced from 9 exons. Gene Ontology annotation, cellular component: nucleus. Lineage: Eukaryota; Metazoa; Chordata; Actinopteri; Pomacentridae.